Messenger RNA from Brugia malayi, 423 nucleotides. RefSeq lists its product as uncharacterized. The transcript is spliced from 3 exons. Lineage: Eukaryota; Metazoa; Nematoda; Chromadorea; Rhabditida; Onchocercidae. Bases 1 to 423 code for a protein of 140 amino acids. The record is from RefSeq and is a predicted model, not a curated record. Gene Ontology annotation, molecular function: fatty acyl-CoA hydrolase activity.
AUGGCUAACAAAUAUCUUCAAUUGGCAACAAAAGCUUUCAAAUCAUUUGAUAAAUUUUCUGGAUUCGUUCGCACUUGCCGCGUGACAUCUGUGAAUGAAGGAACUGUAGAAGUUGAAAUGGAUGUGACAAAUGCGCACUUGAACUCAUCAGGACAAUUACAUGAGGGUUGCUUAGCUACACUUGUUGAUAUGGUCACAUCGGUUGCAAUAAUGAGCAGUAAAAUUGGUGACCUGGGCGUUUCGAUCAACCUCAAUAUGUCGUAUCCAAAUUGUGCCAAACUUGGUGACACGAUCGUUGUGAAUGGUACUUUGUUGCAUAGCAACGCGAAAUUGGCUCAUACUCGUGCCGAAAUUCGUCGAAAAGGUGAUAAUUUGCUAAUUGCCUACGGACAACACACAAAGGCUUUCCCUAAGAAGUCUUAG